Molecule: messenger RNA, 3393 nt
Organism: Portunus trituberculatus (swimming crab)
Lineage: Eukaryota; Metazoa; Arthropoda; Malacostraca; Decapoda; Portunidae
Product: G-protein coupled receptor Mth2-like
Exons: 8
Coding region: 282-2705 (807 amino acids)
Biological process (GO): cell surface receptor signaling pathway; G protein-coupled receptor signaling pathway
Cellular component (GO): membrane
Molecular function (GO): G protein-coupled receptor activity
Source: RefSeq, a predicted model, not a curated record
GAAGAAACGUCAUCCCUUGCCCUUGACAGUCUAAUCUGAGCCGCCGUGAAAGUCGCAUGUGCUUCGCCGCGCUACUGCAUGCCUCUACUCGAUUAGGAUACUGGAUCUGUUCUGUCUCAGAAGUGGUCUUUAACGGGCCCUAAAGCCGUCACGAUCCACUCCUAUAGUGAUGCUGCUUUGUGAAGUGUGUUCACAGUGUGCAUUGUGAGAAAUGAAUUAAUUGCUUGUUCGUUUAGCAGUGAUGUAAGCACGGUUUCCUUAUUCAUUCCACCCGGGCUGUGAUGGGGUCGCUUGCGAGAUUGAUAACGCUUUUACUUGCAAUUUUAAGAAACGGACAAGGAGUUUCAUUAGAUUACGAAUAUCUUCCACACAAUGAUGAAGUUAACAUCGUUAGAACAAGGACUAACGAAUCGAGAGGCGUCCCACCUCAUUUUCUACAAGAAUAUGACGCUUCCAUACAAAAGUGUCGCUGUGGUGGGAGUGAAGCAUGGGACGGCAAGGAGUGCCCACAGGCACAGACAUAUGUGGCUGUAACAAACCCUUAUACAUAUGAAGUUACUGGGGUACCAACUAAUGCGUUUCGUGUGGCGAUUGGUGAGGUUCGGUGUUCACAAGACCAAGUGAAGGUUCCUUUGGAUCCAAACAAAGGUUUCUACAACCAAUUCUCUCUCCUCCCCAACGGAUCACUGUAUUGGCAAGGGCAUGCCUAUGAAAAGUACUGUUUUGAUCACAUGUUCGACGAGGAUGGGAAUCCUAAUUUCUGGAAGGCGGAGGUGUGUCUCCCCCCCCCAGUCGUGCCACGAUGUUGCAACAGUAUGUCGCCUACCUUGGAUGGUACAUGUAACACUGGUUCUGCUCAACGAUACUCGCCUCCCAUUAUGGUGGACGAAUUAGUACUACAGUGGUUAGAAAUACCUGAAAAGAGUACGGAUGUGAUAUGCAAUGAAUAUGAGAUCCUGCUUACUCUCCCUCUGAACACAUCUAAAGCAAACCUCAAGUACGAAUCAAAGAGUGUGCUUCUGGCAUGGUCAUCGCCCGAAGCACGGGAGUAUUAUCAGAGAGAUGGUUAUUGUGUGGAGCCAGAUAUCGAAGGAGGAAAUUAUGUUGCUUCUGUCUGUUACGAAGACCAAGCAGCCAUCCAAGAGCGUCUGUGUAGCAGCGCCCCCUGUGUUCGCAAAUGUUGUCCUGAGGGAGAAGUUAUGGUCGAUACCGCAUGCGUUUCUGUUGACGAUAGAACUGAUUUACUGUGGACGCCUACGUUUACUGAUGCAAAUGACCUUGAAUCUAUUGUUAGGCCUCCGAAGGACCUAACUUGGUUUUAUGAUUUACCUCAAUGUAGCAUGUUUGUUCUUAAUCCUGACGAUGUAAAAGAAGAUAAGUUUCUUUUGUUAAAUGAUGGGAAACUGUUUCGUCCACUCCAACAAGACUAUUAUCUGUCCAGCCAUUACUGUAUUGAAAAUUUCGUAGAACAAAAUGAGCCUCAUACAAGAGCACUCGUCUGUUUUCCCGACGGAUCAAGUGUCGAUCUAGUGUGCGGGUCAAUCAGCAACAAGGUGUACCCGGCCUUGUUCCUGGUGUCAAGUGUCUGUCUUGGUGUCACCCUGGUGGUCUACAUCAGCAUGGCAGAUAUUAGGGACAAACUACACAGCCGCUGCCGCAUAUCCUUGGUGGCAGCCCUCUUUGUGGCCUACACUUUGCUGGGUACGAUAAAGCUGACUGCAGGCACGCUUCCUAAAUCAGUCUGCUCGUGUUUUGCCUCCUUGACGCACCUGAGCAUGCUGGCCGCCUUUUUCUGGCUCAACGUGAUGUGCUUCGACAUAUGGAGAACGCUAAGGAAAACAAGAAUAGUGGUAGAUGGAAGGCACGCUGGCCAGCGGCGUUUUCUACUCUAUUCCCUGUACGCGUGGGGAUGUCCGCUGCUUAUCACCAUUGCAGCCGUCAUUGUGGAGCAUCUGCCGCCCUCAUACGAUGUAAUACGACCUAAUUUUAAGACCUGUUGGUUUCAAGACAAGGCGGCCUACUGGCUGUUCAUGUACGGAUGGAUGAUGGUACUGGUGGUGGCCAAUGUCAUCUUCUUCACCCUGGUGGCCAUCAUCCUCAUCAAGGCCCAGAAUGACCCACUUCUCAAGCGGAGCCGUGAAUACAACAGAGAAAGGAUGUGGCUGUAUGCGAAGCUGUUUCUGGUGAUGGGCGUCACUUGGCUGGGGGAGGUGGUGUCCUGGCAGGCCGGCGCCUGUAGAGCCUCGAUAGCGACAGACAUCCUCAACGCCCUGCAAGGCUUCACCCUUUUCCUGGUAUUCGUAUGCAAAAAAACUACUUUGAAGAAACUGCAGGACAAGUGUGGUUGUGCCGGGAAUGAGACAGGCCGUCCUUCAACAACUUUGACAUCCACACUUUCGUACUUUUCAAAGUCAUCCUCAGUCUGUAGGACAAGGGACAGUAAUGUAUGUGCUCCCGUUGGCAGUUCACCUAAUGUCAGAAGGUCUUCUGCAUCUUCCGACGCGAGAGAUCCCAACGUUCUGUCCACUAUGCCCAUGCAAACCCUGCAAGAGAUGUCUGAUGAAUCUUCAGAACUAUUUCAUGGCGAGGCACAGGAAACAGCCACUAUGAUCCAUGAGAGAGGCUGUGAAGUUGAUAACGAGGGAGGAGCAGCUCACGAAACCACGUCCCUAAAAACGAUAGAUUCUACGCUGCCAGUCAAUUGAAACCUAUCUCGAAAAUUAAGCGAAGCCUCAUGAAUCACCAAUGUGCGUGUUUGCGGACAUGUCACAUUCGCUUUUUACACCCACAUGCUCUCUCUCUCUCUCUCUCUCUCUCUCUCUCUCUCAAUGGAAUCCCUUUUCUAUAUGUACACACUCUCUCUACUUGCCCGGUUACAUAAUCAACACGAAACAAACCGCCACUAAGGACUGAUCCACUAAUAACGUUACGUUGGUAACACUGCAUGGAAUGUGUUGAUGCACUUGCGUGAUAGUGACAAUUAAAACAAUAUGAUUUGACAUGUCGCACUAACGCAGACAAGCGUCAUUCGAAUACACUUACCAACCAUGCAGAGACUAAAGUGUUGCUCACUAUGAAACUCGUCGGCAGACCCAAUGUAACGAUACUUCUGAGUGUCUGUAGUACCUACAGUAACAUUCAACUAUCCUCUUCAUACGUUUUAUACGAGUACGGAGAUGCAUCUGUCUGAUUCGAUUAAUAUUACUCCAGUUCAGUAUGUAUGUCUCUGAUUGAUGUUAUUUAUUUAACACUGAUUGAUUUUAUUUAUUUAACAAUCUCCUAUUCUUGGUAUACUUAAUUUCAGAUUAGUUAAUUGAUUUAAUUUCCUUUGUAAGGUUCACUGUAUAAUGACGAUUGUUUCUUUCUCUCUUUAUACACGACAAUGGUGAAAAA